This is a messenger RNA of Osmia bicornis bicornis, 1750 nucleotides long. It is a transcript of the gene Fkbp59, whose product is annotated as peptidyl-prolyl cis-trans isomerase FKBP4. The transcript has 6 exons. NCBI's taxonomy places the organism in Eukaryota, Metazoa, Arthropoda, Insecta, Hymenoptera, Megachilidae. Gene Ontology annotation, molecular function: peptidyl-prolyl cis-trans isomerase activity; protein binding. The coding region runs from base 145 to 1527 and encodes 460 amino acids. The record is from RefSeq and is a predicted model, not a curated record.
UAGUAACUUCUAUAAAAUUGAUUACUUCAAACGAGGUAAAAGAGUGGAUGGUUUCUGGAAUCGUCUAUCCUUAGACAAAGUAUUUGAAAAAUACUAAUAAAGUGCAUCUUAUUGCUAAAGUAUUACACGAGGAAAUAAAAAAUAAUGGCUGCAGUAGACAUUUCACCUAAUAAGGAUGGUGGUGUUCUGAAAGAAAUAAUUAAAGAAGGUGUUGGAGAUGAAACUCCAGCACCUGGAAGUAAUGUAAUAGUCCACUAUACUGGCACUCUUUUGGAUGGAACAAAGUUUGAUUCAAGCAAGGACCGCAAUGAACCAUUUCAAUUUGAAUUAAAGAAAGGAAGUGUUAUUAAAGCUUGGGACAUUGGAGUAGCUACUAUGAAAAAAGGUGAAGUUGCGAUAUUGACCUGUGCUCCUGAAUAUGCAUAUGGAAAAAAUGGCAGUCCACCUAAAAUCCCUCCAAAUGCAACGCUUAAAUUUGAAAUUGAAAUGAUUGAUUGGAAAGGAGAAGACUUGAGUCCUGAUAAAGAUGGCAACAUCGAAAGAUAUCAGAUGAUACAAGGAAAAGACUAUGUUACGCCACAGGAAGGAGCUUUAGUAAAUGUACAUUUAACCGGAAUGUAUAAUGAUAGAGUAUUUGAAGAAAGAGAUGUCCAAUUUUCUCUUGGAGAAGGAGAAGAUUAUGGUGUUAUAGAAGGAGUAGAAAAAGCCUUAGAAAGUUUUAAAAGUGGAGAGAAAUCAAGACUUAAAAUUAAGAGUAAAUAUGCAUUUAAAAAUGUCGGAAAUCCAGCAUUUGACAUUCCACCAAAUGCAACUGUGGAAUACAUUGUAGAAUUGAAAAGUUUUGAAAAGGCUGUAGAAAUCUGGUCCUUGAAGACUCAUGAAAAAAUAGGGCAAGCUAAAAUUUUCAAAGAAAAAGGAACUGCAUAUUUCAAAGCAAAUAAGUACAAUUUAGCUAUUAAAAUGUAUAAAAAGGUCAUUUCGUUCUUGGAAUACGCAGAAGGCUUUGAAGGGGAUCUGAAAACAGAAAGAAAUAACCUUCUUUUAUCCGCUCACUUGAAUCUGGCACUAUGUUACUUAAAAACAGAUCAGAACGUUGAAGCGAAGGAUGCCUGCAGUGAAGCUUUGAAAUUAAGUCCACAAAACGAGAAAGCACUGUUUAGAAGAGGACAAGCUUAUCUUGCACUGGCAUCACCUGAAAUUGCAAUUAAAGAUUUCCAAGAAGUUUUUAAGAUUGAACCAAAAAAUACAGCAGCUGUAAAACAAAUUGGCGUUUGUAAUAAUCUGAUUAAAAAACAAUUAGCAAAAGAGAAAAAAUUAUAUGCCAAUAUGUUUGACAAAUUUGCUCAAGAGGAUAAACAGAAGGAGGAGGAGAAGCUGCGAGAACAACCAGAUGUGAUGCGUGGGGCUCUAGGUGAAUGGGGUCAAGAAGAGCGACCUGGCGGCAGAGAUGCAACUGCCUUUGAAAAAGAGAAUCCUAACAUACUCAUGCUCAACGCUAAUGGUACUGGUGAAUUUCAAAACAUGUAAAGAUUCUCCUUUCCUCUCCUUACAGUGCCCUAUUCUUAACUGCCAGCAAUUUGAAAUUUUGUUAACUACCGAGUUUCAAUGCCUUCCAAGUAAUUAUUUUCUCAGUAUAUAAAAGUGCAUCUCAUAACUUUUAUUAGUAUUUUAUAAUAUAUGAUACAACCUAGUCGACAAAUUUUAUACUUAACAUGAUUAAAUCAGUUUUAAUAAAUAAAAUUUUAUCAUU